CUAGAGGUCACACUUUUUCUUCACCGAGUCUUCAUUCGGCCACUUCCUGUUUCACCGGAGGUGAAUACGCGAACGGGGUGCUGCUUCCAGUACACACACGUGAGAAACAAUCCAAAACAGACAGCAGAUACAAGAUGGACAUUACAGAGGUCUCAACGAGUCAGGACGGCAAAGGAAAGAAGGGCAAGAAAGCGAAGAAGAAGAGCGCGGAGGUUGAUGGGGAAGGCAGCGCGGUGGAGGAGAAGAAGAUGGUGAAGAGCGAGCUGGCUGUUGCCUUUCCUCCCACCUUCAGCGUGUCAGAAAUCAAGAAUAAACAGCGAAGACACUUCAUGUUCAUGAAACUCAAGCAGGAGAAGAGAAAGCAAAAGAUGCAGCUGAGGAAAAAGAGAAGAAAAGAACGGGAAGCUUUAGGUGACAAGGCACCACCAAAGGAGGUCCCCAAAACAAUAGAAAACCAGAGGGUGUAUGACGAGACAACAGUCGACCCAGAGGAUGAGGAGAUUGCUUUUGACGAGGGAACUGAUGAAUUCUCCGCCUACUUCAACGGGCUGACAAAUCCUAAAGUGCUCAUCACAACAUCAGACAGACCCAGAGGGAGGACGGUGAGGUUUUGCGAGCAGCUGGCCACAGUCAUCCCAAAUGCCCACGUAUAUUACAGAAGAGGUUUGGCCCUGAAGAGGAUCAUACCGCAGUGCGUCGCCAGGAACUUUACCUAUCUCAUGGUCAUCAAUGAGGAUCGACAAGUGCCCAACGGCAUGGUUCUCUGUCACUUACCUAACGGGCCGACUGCACACUUCAAAGUUAGCAGUGUUCGACUACGCAAGGAGAUGAAGAGACGAGGCAAAAAUCCAACUGAACACUACCCGGAGGUGAUCCUCAACAAUUUCACCACUCGUUUGGGACACACCAUCGGCCGUCUGUUCGCAGCCCUUUUCCCACAGGAGCCACACUUCGUUGGCAGACAGGUCGCCACCUUCCACAACCAGCGAGACUUUAUCUUUUUCAGAUUUCACAGGUACAUCUUCAAGAAUGAGAAGAAAGUUGGUAUUCAGGAGCUGGGACCACGCUUCACCCUCAAACUCCGAUCUCUACAAAAAGGGACGUUCGACUCAAAGUAUGGAGAGUAUGAGUGGGUGAUGAAGCGUCAUGAGAUGGAAGCCUGCAGACGAAAGUUCCAGCUUUGAGAAAAUAAAAAUCUUCCUCCUGGUCAGAUGGGAAUGAUCUUGUCUGUUAUCCAAGAUACUUCAGCUGUUUGUGGACUUGCUCAAAUUGACUUUAUACCCUGACAACUGUUAAAUCUUCAACAACAGCUCAAAUUUCCCUUAAAAGUAUAAUUUCCAGCCUUUAUUUUAACAUGACCUCCUCAUGGACAUCAAAGGGCUGAGUCUAAUUGUUGGACCGUGAAAUGCCCGAGAAGACAUGCAGCAUCCUGAUUCUCUAUAAAUGCUGCCUGUGUUUUAAACGCUUUAAAAAUGUGACCUGCUCUGACCACAUAAAUGCAAACAUACACCUGGUCCAUCCUGGUUUGUGUGACUGAUAGACGGAGCUUAAGACGUGUGUAUAUUGUUAUUCUAAUAAAACAUUUACUGUUUAA
Messenger RNA from Oreochromis niloticus (Nile tilapia), 1594 nucleotides. It is a transcript of the gene rpf1, whose product is annotated as ribosome production factor 1 homolog. The record is from RefSeq and is a predicted model, not a curated record. Gene Ontology annotation, biological process: maturation of 5.8S rRNA; maturation of LSU-rRNA. Bases 135 to 1184 code for a protein of 349 amino acids. NCBI's taxonomy places the organism in Eukaryota, Metazoa, Chordata, Actinopteri, Cichliformes, Cichlidae. Gene Ontology annotation, cellular component: preribosome, large subunit precursor; nucleolus. Gene Ontology annotation, molecular function: rRNA primary transcript binding. The transcript has 9 exons.